AUGUUCUCCUUCACCAAAUCUCUCGUCGCCGCCGUCGCCCUUUUGGCCAUCCUCCCCAGCUCUCUGGCUCAGACCGCCCCUCCGGCCACUACCUCCGGUACCGCCACAGCUGAUCAAAGGCGGAUCAGCGCCUGUCAAGCAACCAUCGAAACUCCCGGGUUCAACAACGAGGAAAACUACCUUACGAGCGAUACCAACUCCUACUCGGUCCGCUACACUUAUGACUUUGCAGCUUGCGAUGGUGUUCCCGUCCUAUCUUCCAGAUUGACCAACUAUGGUACUGACGGAACGUUCGUGGCAUGCACUUACUCGCAAUUCACUGCCGCUGGAGAGUUCACUUCUGUGUGUCCCAGGACUCGUGGGAGCAUGGCUACUGCUGCUGGAACCGCAGGCCAAGACUUCUCGUCGCAGUUGAGGUUCGGAGUUAGGCCUACCAUCAUUGUCCGAGAGGACGUCUUCACCGUUUACGGCGUCGAAGCGCCCACUUCUACCGCCCCCACUUCGACCGCCCCCGCUGCCACCACCUCCGCUGCUACCGCCUCUCAACUCGCUCAACGAAGACGACGAGCCGUCGAGACCGGCGAGGUCGUCCUCACUACCGGUAUGAUCUGCGAUGCCGGCGAGACCGCUUGCCCUAUGCGGGACAGCAGGAAGAGGUCGUUCAGCCGAUGCAUUGACACUGCCAACGAGCUUUAUGCUUGUGGAGGUUGUCCCGGCGCUGCUGGUACUCAGGACUGCAGCGAACUCAAGGGUGUCGCUGACGUCCAGUGUGUCCAGGGGACUUGUCAGAUCAACCAGUGCGACCGAUCCCACAAGCUCUCCAGCGACGGCAAGACCUGUGUCCGAAAAGACUCGGUCGCCAAGCGCAGCUUCUGGUAAACACCUCGAUCGCAGCGCUGCCUCUUCACCGGCGCCGAGACGAUACUCAGCCAAGAAAGACUCGCUGGGUCGAUAGACGCGAAGAAACAUAAUCUAGUUCACGAAUAGUUCCGAGGUUUCAUAUUCUGGGUUUGCC
This is a messenger RNA of Filobasidium floriforme, 1015 nucleotides long. RefSeq lists its product as uncharacterized. Bases 1 to 879 code for a protein of 292 amino acids. The transcript has 7 exons. The record is from RefSeq and is a predicted model, not a curated record. NCBI's taxonomy places the organism in Eukaryota, Fungi, Basidiomycota, Tremellomycetes, Filobasidiales, Filobasidiaceae.